AAGGAACAAAUAUCAGAGUAGAAGAAUAUAGAACUCUCUCUCUCUCCCAAUUCGUCUUCUCAAACUCCAAUUCAUUGACUUUCUCAUUUCCACCUCUCAAUCGAUUGUUGAAAAUUCACACACUCAUCUGUGUAUAUAUAUAAUUCUGUACAGUUUCUGUAUUUACCCCAAAAAAAGUUCCACAUACCACACUCCUUUCUUUUCCCUUGAAUUGCACAAUUUAGCUGGGAUCAGAAAGUUUUGGCCGUGAAUUUGUGUAAUUGCUUCGAUUAAUCGUCUCCGGGGGUGCUGAAUUGGUCAAUUUUCGGUGAAAAAUCCAGAAAUCGAAUUUAUGGCGGUUUCGACCAUAGCGCUAUACUCGAGCCCGCCGAGCAGCGUAUGCUCCGCCUCGCACCAGAUCAGCUCCCACGCGUCGUACGAUUUGGAUGUGAACGCCCGGUCAGCGUCAUCGGCGUCGGCAUCGCCGUCGCAGAAGCCGUUAAUUGGUGGCCUAUCGUGCCUGUUUGCGUCGCCGGCGAUCAAAUCCGCGAGUUAUUCAUCCGGAGCGGAGGAUUUGGGUGCUCUGUGGCAUGACAAGGCCGAGGAAUUGGGGUCCUCGUAUCGGUACUCGUCGCUGAGCUCGUCUAUGAAGCGAGAUCAGGCGCACCAGAGUCCGGUUUCGGUGCUUCAAGGCCUGAAUAAUUCAAUUGGAUCGGGCUCCCGGAGCCCGCCCUUGAGAAUUAGCGCUGAUUUCAGCUCAAUUAGGUCGGGGAGUGGGGGGAUGUUCAAAGGUUUCGUGAGGCACGCGUUGGGCUCGUGCGUUGAUUACGAUUCUUCGCCUUUUGAUUUGGAUGUGAAGGACUUCGAUCUGUCUUCGUCGUCGAAUGCUUUGCCGGGCGAUGAGCUUCAUUUUAACAUGGAUGAGAAUUUCACGGCAAUGGAUUUGCCGGCGUAUGCUAAGGGCUUGCUUUCGGAUGCGCAGUCGAAGAAUUCGAUUUUUAGGGAUGAUUUUGUUGUUAAGGCCUUUUAUGAAGCAGAGAAGGCUCAUAGAGGCCAGAAACGGUCAAGUGGACAUCCUUAUUUGCAGCAUUGCGCGGAAACGGCAGUUCUGCUGGCGGAUAUAGGCGCAAGUUCUACAGUUGUUGCUGCGGGGCUUUUGCACGAUGCUGUUGAUGAUUCAUUUCUCACUUUCGAUCAUAUAUCGAGUUCUUUUGGGGCUGGAGUUGGUGAUUUAGUAGAGGGGGUAUCUAAGUUGAGCCAGCUGAGCAAGCUUGCACGGGAGAACAACACUGCCUGCAAAACUGUCGAGGCAGAUCGAUUGCACACCAUGUUCCUCGCGAUGGCAGAUGCGAGAGCUGUUCUGAUAAAGCUUGCUGAUCGCUUGCACAAUAUGUUGACCUUGGAUGCAUUGCCCCUGAUCAAACAGCAAAGAUUUGCUAAGGAAACUUUGGAAAUAUUUGUUCCUCUUGCCAAUAGAUUAGGCAUCUCAACUUGGAAGGAGCAGCUAGAAAAUCUCUGUUUCACAUAUCUUUAUCCGGACCAUCAUCAAGAGCUGUCCUCCAAGAUUCUUAAGUCCUUCGAUGAGGCUGCCAUUACUUCUUCUCUGGAGAAGUUGGAGGAAGCGCUGAAGGAUGCAGGGAUUCCAUACCACUGUGCUUCAGGCCGGCAUAAGAGCUUGUACAGCAUCUACUCCAAAAUGUCGAAGAAGAAGCUGAAUAUGGAUGAAAUUCAUGAUAUUCAUGGAUUGCGAUUAAUUGUUGAAUCUGAAGAAGACUGCUAUAAAGCUCUAAGUGUUGUCAAGCAGUUGUGGCGCGAAGUCCCUGACAGGUUCAAGGACUACAUUGCUCGUCCCAAGUGUAAUGGCUACCAAUCUCUACAUACAGUGGUCACGGGCACAGAUAUGGUGCCUCUUGAAGUUCAGAUUCGAACAAAAGAGAUGCAUUUGCAAGCUGAGUAUGGAUUAGCUGCUCAUUGGAGGUACAAAGAAGGAGAUGCCCAAUAUUCUUCCUUUAUACUUCAGAUGGUUGAAUGGGCACGCUGGGUGAUGACGUGGCAGUGCGAGGCAAUAAGCAAAGACCAAACGUCCGUUGGUUUUGCCGAUUCUGUGAAGCCACCUUGCACCUUCCCUACCCAUUCUAAAGAUUGCACCUUUUCAUGGAAACCCCAUUGUGACGCUGAUGGUCCCAUCUUCGUAAUCAUGAUUGAGAACGAUAAGAUGUCUGUUCAAGAGUUUCCAGCCAACUCAUCAGUAAUGGAUCUGCUGGAGACAGCCGGUCGAGGCAGUUCUAGGUGGAUGUCUUACAGAUUUCCCGUUAAGGAGGAACUGAGGCCGCGGCUGAACCACAAGCCCGUCAGCGAUCCUUCCUGCAAGCUGAAAAUGGGCGACGUGGUGGAACUAACUCCGGCCAUACCGGACAAGUCUCUGGUAGAGUACCGGGAAGAAAUCCAGCGGAUGUACAACAGAGGCGCGACGCCUCUGGCUGCUGGUUCUGUGGCUAGCUUCAGAAGCUGACCCCUCACCUGAACUCAUUCUUUGGUAGUCUUACAUUUGAUAACAUAAAAAAAAAUUAGGUAUUCUUGUACAUAAGCAUUUGUAAAGAACAGUUGAUGUUGUUGUGUUAUUAUGAAGGGAAUUAUUUAUCCAA
Molecule: messenger RNA, 2624 nt
Organism: Salvia hispanica
Lineage: Eukaryota; Viridiplantae; Streptophyta; Magnoliopsida; Lamiales; Lamiaceae
Product: putative GTP diphosphokinase RSH2, chloroplastic
Biological process (GO): guanosine tetraphosphate metabolic process
Cellular component (GO): chloroplast
Source: RefSeq, a predicted model, not a curated record